This is a messenger RNA of Guyanagaster necrorhizus, 398 nucleotides long. RefSeq lists its product as uncharacterized. NCBI's taxonomy places the organism in Eukaryota, Fungi, Basidiomycota, Agaricomycetes, Agaricales, Physalacriaceae. The coding region runs from base 37 to 252 and encodes 71 amino acids. The transcript is spliced from 3 exons. The record is from RefSeq and is a predicted model, not a curated record.
UUUCUUCCUCCUCCUACUCAUUUAUUCGAAAGCCUGAUGAGGUGCUGGACCAGUUUCUACACAAAUCGAGGAUUUCGAUACUACCUUUCCUGUCGUCUCUCCAUUAUCAUGUCCAGAUGCUCGUUCCUUUCGUCUUCGAACUGUGAACACCACCUCUUUACAUGUUCUUCGUGCCUUUUGUCCUCAGACUUCAGUGUUGUCUACGUCGCUUUGGCUACUCAGCCUAGUCCUCAUUACAGGAGGGACAGGUAAUUCGUCAUUGAGCUCUCAGGACCCUCGGUUAGCAGAAAUUUUUCGAGGUCGAAUUUUGUACGCGCUUCAGCUCGAAUUCAAUGGGGUUUUCAUAUGAUCAUCAUAAAACAGACGAGCUCAGGUGCCCAAUCCGCAUAUCAAAUAUC